Molecule: messenger RNA, 1440 nt
Organism: Pichia kudriavzevii
Lineage: Eukaryota; Fungi; Ascomycota; Pichiomycetes; Pichiales; Pichiaceae
Exons: 1
Coding region: 1-1440 (479 amino acids)
Biological process (GO): protein refolding; response to heat
Cellular component (GO): cytoplasm
Molecular function (GO): heat shock protein binding; ATP binding
Source: RefSeq, a predicted model, not a curated record
AUGAAUAAGCUAAUGUUAAAUGCGUUAAAGGUUAGAUCAUUCAACCGGUUUAAUGUCUCAAGUCUAAGGCUGAUUAGACAAUUUCAUGCGACUUCAAUUUCACGUCUCGAUGAUCCAUAUAAGACACUAGGAGUUGGUAAAGAUUCAAGUGCUUCUGAAAUUAAGAAGGCGUACUAUAAAUUAGCAAAAAAACUGCAUCCUGAUGUUAACCACGAAGAAGGAGCAGAUGAAAAAUUCCAUAAAAUCCAAGAAGCUUAUGAUAUUUUAUCUGAUACCACAAAGAAACAGCAAUAUGACCAAUUUGGUGCCGCGGCAUUCAACCAGGGCGGUGGAGGUGGACCUGGAGCUGGUCAUCCAUAUGGAGGCGGAAAUCCUUUUGCUGGGUUUGGAGGAUUUGGAGGAUUUGGACAAGGGGGUGGACAAGGUGGUUUUGAUAUCAAUUUUGAAGACCUAUUUGGCGGAUUUACUGGACAUCAAGGUGGUAGAAGGGGAGGUAUGCAGCAUUUUCAAGGUGAAGAUAUUGAGAUACUGAAGACAAUCCCCUUUAAGGAUGCGGUUUUUGGUACGGAAGUUAAAGUCGGAUAUAGUGCGGUUGUUGAAUGUGAUGCCUGUCAUGGACUAGGCUUAAAGAAAAACAGAAAGAAAUCUACAUGUAGGGUUUGUAAUGGUACGGGAACUCAGACUCAUGUUUUACAAGGCGGAUUCCAUAUGGCAUCAACGUGUAAAGCAUGUAAUGGUACAGGUGUUCAAAUAAAUCCAGGUGAUGAGUGUAGCUCCUGUCAUGGGGAAGGUGUUAAAACCCAAAUCAAACAAACCGAGGUGAGGCUACCUGCAGGUAUCAAAGACGGAGCUAGAUUAAGGGUUGCCGGUGCUGGUGAUGCUCCACAUAUGGCAAAGUCAAGCUCUUAUAAAUUGAGCAACGGUGAUCUAAUUAUCCGUAUCAGGGUUCAGCCAGAUCCUGUUUUCAAGAGAGAAGGUAGAGACUUGAUUUGCCAUCUAGAUAUUCCAAUGACGACAGCUGCAUUAGGUGGUACUGUGGAGGUGCCAACAAUUGACGGCCAGAAAAUCAAACUGAGGGUUUCCGCAGGCAGUCAGCCUGGUAAAACCAUUGAAAUUCCAAAUCAGGGUGUUCCGUUGAACGACAGACCCGGAUCACCAAGGGGUUCAAUGAAGGUUGUUCUUGGGGUGAAGACAUUGAGACCGCAGAAUGCCACUCAAGUUGCUCUAUUAGAGGCUGUUGCAGAUGCGUUUGGUGAUAAUACAGCCAAACGGAUGGAUCCAGAUUGGAAACCAUUGGAGGGGCUAUAUAAGGAGGGCAAAGAAAGCGAAGGCCAUGCCUGUGAAGAACCAAAUAACUUGAAGAGAAUCGAAUCGUUUUUGAGUAAGACCUUCAGAAAGAUCCUUGGAGAGAAAGAUAACGGGAAUGAGAAGAAAGAUUGA